Messenger RNA from Panonychus citri (citrus red mite), 562 nucleotides. RefSeq lists its product as uncharacterized. Lineage: Eukaryota; Metazoa; Arthropoda; Arachnida; Trombidiformes; Tetranychidae. The record is from RefSeq and is a predicted model, not a curated record. The coding region runs from base 72 to 416 and encodes 114 amino acids. The transcript has 2 exons.
GUUUUUUGUUUUUGUUUUGAUUUUUUGGAAAUGAGAUUUUCUUGUUUGUUGUCAUUUAACUGAUUACAAUUAUGUCUUUUAAAUUUGUUCAAUUAUUGAGAUUAUCGAGUAGAUUAGUGGGGAGACGAGGAUUCCACAGAUCGACAGCUCUUUGUGAUCAACCUGCUGCUAAAUUCAUCGCUGGUUCUAAUGCUGCUCCUAAAUACAAAAAGAUAGAUCCUGAUAAUAAUUAUGACGAUCUUGAACCGGAGUAUCUCAAGAACGACAACUAUUUCAACAGGAUUUUCUUAACUUUUUUGAUUAUAAUCUUAUGCAGACAAUUUUGGAAGCGAAAUGAAUUCAUUAUGAUUCGAAGUGAAAUGGAAUUAGCUGAAUUCGUUACAGCGGAAAAAGAAAAACAAUUAAAAGCUUCUUAAAUGUCCUACAAUUUUAAUGUACCAAAAAUUAUCUGUUAUCUAAUGAAAUUUAAAAUUAGCUGUUGAAAGAUUCAAUUACUCUAAUUUAUGUUCUACAUAUUUAAUCAUUUCUUAAAAAGUAAAAAAUAAAUCAAAUUUUAAUUCAA